Molecule: messenger RNA, 1050 nt
Organism: Ustilago hordei
Lineage: Eukaryota; Fungi; Basidiomycota; Ustilaginomycetes; Ustilaginales; Ustilaginaceae
Exons: 1
Coding region: 1-1050 (349 amino acids)
Cellular component (GO): nucleolus; striated muscle dense body; catalytic step 2 spliceosome
Molecular function (GO): actin filament binding
Source: RefSeq, a predicted model, not a curated record
AUGAGCGGACCAAGCGGCAAGAGUCUUCGACUCAGCUUCAAAGGCGACAAACCAAAGAAGCGCAAGCGAAGCGGAGAAAAGUACAGCAACGGCGAAUCUUCAUCGAGCUCUCAAAAGCGUAAAGCUGGCCGAGACGUAACUUCGGAUGUCGAAGAGGUCGGUGGAGACGAGCAAGCAUGGGUCGCUGUCGAGUCAGAGCUUGACCUCACUGGUCCAUGUUUCAUCUUUCGGAAGGCGUUGAGGGAGCUGACUGCUCCUUUUCAUUGCGUCGCCUUUCAACCAAGCCUGCAAAGUGUCGAAGCAGCUACGAUCCUUCCAGGGUCCGACGCAAUUACGACCGAUGAGGAUCGAGUGACGCUAUUGGCUUCCAACCCAAAACUCGCGGAGGAGCUCGAGGAUGCUGAGAUUGUACCAUCAGCUGAAUCGUCUGGCAUCGACACUGCUACAAUAACGCCGCAGUCAGUGUAUCAAGUAUGGGUAGCUACCAAGGUGCCAGGCAGCUCUUCCCCAGCACACUUCACUUUCAAGAGCGCCGAGGGCAAGUUCUUGGGAGCUGACAAAAUCGGCUCGCUGCAAGCAUCAAUGGCGGCGAGAGGUCCGCAGGAGGAGUGGACGCUGGAAAGGUCGCUGGAUGCAUCGGGCCAAGUAAAGUGGUCGCUGCGGUCUGUACAUAAUCGAUAUCUCGCUUUAGAUCAGGUGGCUGGAGGCAAGACGGUGGUUAGAGCAGAUGCUGAUAGCACGCAAGAUGAGACAGCUCAAUGGGCUCUUCGGGUACAAUGGAAGCAUCGACAUGCUGCUCGUCACUCGGCUCAGUCGACGGGCUCAUAUCGCUCAAAAGCAAACGAUCCAACGGUGGUCGCACUCAAUGCACGCGAUCAAGUCUUGGUUCAAGAGCUCGAGACCUUCCGUUCUCGAGCGGGCUCGCAGUAUCUUCCCUCUGACUAUGCAUCAAGCUUGUCAAAGGAAGAGAGAAGAGCACUCCGGAAAGCGCAGAAAAAAGGUCGACUCGCCGAAGAGAUGCUCGAUCGGCGCAGUAAGAUGAAAAGGUAA